GUAAUUUCUGCUGCGUCAACACGCAGCUCAAGGGAGUGGAGAGGAGACAAGGGGGCAUUUGAACAGCAGCUCCACUUCACCAAAUAACAAGCCUUUCCAUUCUGAUCUGAGAUUUUUUUUUUUUUUAAGCCUUUAAAAAUAAGCAUCUGUGGAAGUUGGAUCAAGAGUUUGUCAAAAGAGAGUGGCUCAAAACUGCUUGAAAGAAAGGGAUGAGGGCAAACUAGAUCUAAUGCUGGAAGCUCAAAUAUUAUAAAUGAAUAAUCAAAAGGAAGACAUGGAGAUUGCCUCCCACUAUCGUCAUCUGCUUCAAGAACUCAAUGAACAAAGACAGCAUGGCAUCCUCUGUGAUGUUUGCAUUAUAGUGGAGGGGAAGAUUUUCAAGGCUCACAAAAACAUUUUACUUGGGAGCAGCCGCUACUUCAAGACACUAUACUGCCAGGUGCAGAAGACCUCUGACCAGGCAACAAUCACGCACCUAGAUAUUGUAACAGCACAGGGAUUUAAAGCAAUCAUUGACUUCAUGUAUUCGGCACACCUUGCGUUGACCAGCAGGAACGUUAUUGAGGUGAUGUCAGCUGCUAGCUAUCUCCAGAUGACUGAUAUCGUGCAAGCUUGUCACAAUUUCAUAAAGGCUGCUCUUGACAUCAGCAUAAAAUCUGAUGCAUCAGAUGAGCUUAUUGAUUAUGAACUUGGGGCUCCUUCCAGCAGUAGUACAGAUGCUCUGAUUUCAGCAGUAGUAGCUGGUAGGAGCAUAUCUCCCUGGCUGGCUCGCCGGACAAGUCCAGCAAAUUCCUCUGGUGAUUCAGCCAUUGCUAGCUGUCAUGAUGGUGGAAGCACAUACGGGAAGGAGGAUCAAGAACCAAAAGCAGAUGGUCAUGAUGACAUUUCAUCCCAGUCUCUCUGGUCUAGUGAUUUAGGGUAUGCAUCCUUGCGUAUCAAAGAAGAGCAGAUCUCACCAUCUCAGUAUGGAGGAAAUGAAUUGCAGGCUGCCAAAGAUGGGGCAGUGCAAAAUACUUUCUCAGAACAAGGUGCUACAGAUGGAUGGCAGCCUACAGGGCGCAGAAAGAAUAGGAAAAAUAAAGAUACUGUGCGCCAUAUUACGCAGCAGCUGGGAGAUGACAGCAGGACAAGCUCUCCAGUGCCACCUUUUCUCUCUGCUCCUGGAUGGCCAUACAGUAGUCGAGAAGCAAGUGUGGAUCUGACAGGGGCAGAGCCCAGCAACUCUAACAACAGAAUAGAGAGAGUGGACCUCUAUGCAAAUGGCGAUGAAGCACUUCUAGGAGGAGAAGCGAGUUAUCUCUCUCAGGCACUUACACCAGAAAAGGAGGAUGCACUUCAAGCUGUGGCAGUUGCUAACUUGCGGGCAGCUCUUAUGAGCAAAAACAGCUUGUUGUCCUUGAAAGCUGACAUGCUGGGAGAGGAGAGUUCCCUGCUCUUUGAAUACUUACCCAAAGGCACACACUCGUUGUCUUUAAAUGAAUUCACCGUGAUCAGGAAGAAAUUCAAGUGCCCCUACUGCAGUUUCUCGGCCAUGCAUCAGUGCAUCCUAAAGAGGCAUAUGAGAUCACACACGGGGGAAAGACCCUACCCUUGUGAAAUCUGUGGGAAGAAAUUCACCCGCCGGGAGCACAUGAAGCGGCAUACCCUGGUCCACAGCAAAGACAAGAAAUAUGUCUGCAAAGUCUGCAACAGAGUGUUCAUGUCUGCAGCCAGCGUUGGGAUUAAGCAUGGCUCCCGCCGCCAUGGCAUAUGCACAGAUUGCUCUGGGCAAGGCAUUGCCAGCCACUUCCCUGCAGGUGGAGGAGACGGGUCGCCAGAUGACUUGUAUGGUACAGAAGGCCCCUAUGUGGAAGAUCCGGAUGACCUCAAAGUAGAAGGAGAUGAAGACCUGGGGGAGGAUGAUGACAUAAAGUGGAAAGACGACAUGGAAAUGUCACAAGAUGAUGCCAUGCUGGAAGAUGACAAAGAUGGGAUUGACUCUCCACAGGGUCAUGAAAACUCCGAGGAGACCGAUAAGGAAUUUUCUUGGAUUGCUUAGGGAUUUUUGUUUUUCCUGGUUGGCUUGGGAUGGGGUAGGGAAGGGAAAACUGUUUGGGGAAAACUCAAGUCGCCUGGUCAUUGUCCUGGUCUUGUGUGUGGAGGACUGUUUUUAAAGCAAGCAAGUCCUUCUUCUGUUCCAUCCAAAUACCCUCACAGGAAACACUUCUUGCUCUUUACCUUUCCCAUCGGUUGACAAAUGUGUCCCUAUCUUUAAGUGAGAACAAGCCAGAUCGUAUGCAGGCAGCACGGAGUUUCCUCCCUCAAAUCUAUUUCCAUUGUCAGCAUAAAUGGCAGAGGACUCAUGCUUCUCAAACGGCUAUUGGGACAUCUCUACAAUAGCUCUACUCCCAGUAGCUUGGGAUUUGGUAACACGGUCACCAGUGGUAAACAAAACAAUAUGAGCAUUACAGGGCUUCCCCUCAAUGAUGCAAGUUUGUCAGCUAGCCAGAGAGAAAAUGGUAAUUCAGGUCUGCAACUGGGAUGCUUACCUGGAGGUCAGUUGGUCAAAGAAUUCAUUUGGCCCCUGGAGUUUGUAACAUAAAGAUGCUCAGAGCCACAGAGUGGUUCUUGCUUGGAGAAGAGGUAGGAAUGCCUGCUGCAAAAGUGCCCCUUGUGGUCAAGUCAGGUAAUGCACAUCUUUCUCUGUGUUUGCUUUUCCCUUGUCCGACAAUACAUGCCAUGCUUUGAUUGGGCAUCCUGGCAAUUCAAGGUCUUGCCUUCUUUGCCGAGCUCUGCCAAAAUCUGUUAAUGCAUAUAUCUGCUGGGUUUUUGCCGAGGCUUGGAUGCACUAAUUUCCCACAGCAACUGUGCCAAUCCCAGCUACUGUACAUAGCAAGCUGGGAGAACUGUGGAUGCUUCACCUAUGGCAUCAGAGGAACCAGAGGUUGCCCUGUCCUGAAACAAGGUGAGGUGGCUGCUCCCAGUGGCAGAAAUGUGGGUGCCAUUAAGGGAAACCCGGUGGCCAAGACGCAGCUGUGGCCAGCAAUCAGCGUGCAUCUUGUGCCAGCCUCUGCUGUCCUGUGCUCUAAUUUGUAGGAGGGACGAUCCCAUCUGAUUUUUCACCGAAGGUACCCACAUGCCUUCCUCAGCCCCAGGUGUCACAAAAACCUGCAAAUCCUUAGCCCCCCCCCCCCCCCGCCUUGGGUAUUUCUUUCUGUUUUGUUUAGUGCCUAUUUGUUUUCAUGCCCAUAAAUUCAAGGUAUUGUUCUCUGUAUUUAAGAACCUUGUAGAUCGUCCACCUAUCAUCUCUAGCUACAGACUUGUACCUCGUAACAUCCAUAGAGAAAUGUUCAGAGUCAUGACACUGAGAACUGAUGGGUGACAUGGUUUGUGAUUGAUUGUUGCUGCUUUUCUGGGGCAUCCUUAAAACAGGAAUCGGUGUGUACCCCUGUAUAUUUACCUCUGUUUCUUGUGCUGGGCAGGUGGACACAAAAACCUCUCUUCUUUGCUGUUGGUUGAUUUUUAUACAGAAUACUGUGCAUGCUAAAGAAACCUAGAAACCUGUCACAAGAAGCAACUUUCAAAUCCAGGGAGUCAAAUGAUAAAAGGUGCUAUCAUGUUUGUGUAUGAGAGAGCGAGCGAGCAAGAGAGAGAGAGCACGUAAACAAAUGCAUGCAGUAAGGACUUCUGAGGCUGUGUACAGUAUGACCUUUUCUUUCUUAUUUUGGCACUCACUAUAAUUCAACAUUUUUGGUAACCCUCGUUAUAAAUGAAGGAAGUUGGGAGCAUCACAGCGAGGGGGCACAGCUAUUCAUUCCUCUCCUAACUUCUAAUUGUAGCUAUUUCACCCUUACAAGUCAGUGGAAGAGUGUGAAAGCCUGGUGAGAAACAUUUGCUGUUGGCAAUUAACUCCACAGAAAAACAUCUUGAGUACCAGGCCAGGUAGCUUUCCACAUCUUCUUUCUUCUUUUCUAAAGGGCUGCAUGUUCAGAUCCAGGAUGAGCACUUGUUUAAUGUACUAGGAAUAAAAUGGUUUCAAAGCUGCUCCAAGGAUUGGGAAUGUAUGCGCCUGCCAUAGGCACAGUCCAUUUUGUGAUUGCGAUGGCCAUACCAAAAUAUGUGCAUGCCACCUUGUGGCCGUAUUAGCCAUACUUCUCAGAGCUUGUUUUGGCCCUCAAAUGCACACUGCUAUAGAAGGAUGCAAACAGCAUUUCUGGACAACUCCAUAACAAGACCUAGUCUGACCAGAGAUAGUGGAGGGUCUGAGAGAAUGAAUGUUUAUAUUAUAGGCAAUGACUGUUACACAAUACAUCUUCAGACUCUCUGAAAGGCAAGCCUCAGUAUCCAAGCUGCAGACAGGAGAGCAAAAUAAAUUCCACCUGCAUGUAGAAUGCUUGGUCGUGACAGACUGCAUGUCUCUUCUCUAGCAGAUCAUCAAAGCUAACUUGUCCAAAUCCAAGGAAGUGAGUCCUCCGUGGUGGCAACCUUUCAAUGCAAAAUGCCUUUUUCUGAAGAGUAUUUACUCUCCUGCACUGUGUUUAAUUUAGGGAUUCCAGCCCACUUUGCACUAAUGAACAGAUUCCUUAAAGGGCUUACCAGGAAUAAACCUCACCAUUUCAUUAGGUCUGCCUCAAUGCUUUAUUAAUAGAUCAUAGGGCUGUUUUCACCUUUCCUCUUCCUUUACUGAAAUAAGUCUCAUACAACAUCUGUUAAGAGCAAUGAGAGGGGAAGUCAUCAAUUUUACUUUACUGCAAAGCUUUCCUUCCUGGCCACCUCUUCUUCCUCAUCAGGUUUUUCAUUUCUCUGCACUGAAGGAUGUAUGGCAGGCACACCAUUUUCCUGAAGUCUCUCCAUGCCUUUUGGUGCUUCAUCAACACAAAGGGAAGCUUGAUUACCUGCUCUGUUGCUAGAAUCAGACAGCGAACACUUUCAAACUGUAAACCUUUGUUUUUGUUUAACUAGUGAAACGUGGAUAACGAAAUAUUUUAAUACCCUCAAGAGAAAGUUAAGGGAAAACAUUUUUUACAGAACUUUAGGACUUCUUACAUUUGAGCUUCUCAUACAGCCUUAUUUAAUUGAAAAUACUUUAUGAUUGGAUCAUUAUCUAAUUCUCCAAGUGCUGGAGAAAUUGAUGAUCAUGCCGAAUGCAAAAUAGAAAACUUUCUUUCAGCUGCCUUUGCCCGUCCAAACUGCAGAUUUCUACUUUAUCCCUGGCAGUUCUGGAAAGAAAAUACAGGAGUUAAUGCUCCACAGACAUACAUAGUGUCUUGUAUGGGACCAAGAACAUCAGGAAUUGAGGAGUUCUACAUCUUGGCCUUAAGAAGGCACACUUCUACACAUGAUUAUACAGGGGGGGAAAUCCUACAAAUUCCAGCAUUCCACAGCCAGCACCUUAUUGAGCACCAUGGGAGCUUCUCAUGGGGUCAUUUUGGCUUGUUGCCACCAGUGGAACUUCCUGCUUCAAACACAGAAUUUUACAGAGGUUCUAGCUGAUUAUUGUAACCCCUCCUGUGUUUUCCCACUAUUUCUUCCAUGGUGUAAACAACUAAGCAUUUGAUACUUAAAAGUUGCAAAGUCUGUUCUUGUUACUUUCCUUCACCACCUUUAGCCAGAAUAGCAGAGAACUGGCACUAGCAAAAAGAUACAAACGUCAAGUGGCGCUUAGUUUAAAAAGGGAGAAGGAAAUCACAACGUUUCCAACAUAAAGCUAAGCACCCUACUACAAAGCCCAUAUUUAAGAAGCAGGGAAACAGGUGAAAUCCAUGGAGGCUGAAUAGUACCUUCGUUUCUGUCUAGUACAGCUGAUGUGUGUGCAGUCCCCCACUCUCCAGAAAGAGGCACGGUUUAGAUGCAUCCUGCAUGAUCAACACAUACCAGAUGAGCAAGUACCAAAAAACCACUUCAAAGUCUUUGGAGAUGGCUUAAAAACAGUAUAAUAGAGUCACUGAUAAUACGCACAAGGGAAAAUGUAAGCAGGCAGGCAGAGAAGCAAGGAAACCGUUUGAAGAGCAUAUCGCUAACAUCCAGGCUAACCAUAAAGAUUUUUUAACAUAUCAAAAAAGGAAGCAGCAGGAAUUGGGCAGUGAUGAAAUUAAGAACACUAAGAGGGAUGAGGAGGAUUUUUUUCAUCAGUCCUACGCAGCCGAGGAUGCAGGGCGGAUCCCUGUCCCCGAGUUCAUGCAUUCUGGAAGGGAGUCUGAGGAAUUAAGGCAGUGGGGACAAGAGAUUAAAUUCUCACCCUUAUUAACAAACUGAAAGUCAGCAAAUCACCCAGUCCAAAUGGUAUCCAACCUAGAGUUCUCGAAGAACUCAAACAUUAAAUUGCUGGCCUUCUUACCAAAAUAUUUAAUAUGCCCAUAAAUUCUGCCCUAGUGCUGGAGGAUUGGAGAAUGGCCAACGUAAAACCAAUUUUUAAAAACAGAUCCCAGAAAUUACAGGCCAGUUAGCUUCACACCUGUUCUGAGUAAACUGCUUGAAAACAUUAUUAAAGAUAGUAUCAGUAAGCACAUGAUGAAAAAAAUUAAGCAUAACUUCUGUAAAAGGAAGUCUUGAUGAGGCAACCCAAUAGGCAUUGUUUACUUGGCUUUCCAAAAGGCUUUUGACAAAGUCCUUCACCAAAGGCUCCUGAGCAAACUAAGCUGUCAUGGAAUAAAAAUGGUGUGUUUGGGGGUGGGGGGUGUCCUCUUACGGGUCAUUAAGUGGUUAAAGAACAAAAUACAGAAGGUGGAAAUAAAUGGCAACUUCUCCCAAUGGAGAGAUGUGACCAGUGGAGUCCCACAGGGGUCGGUAAUAGGACUGGUGCUUUUCAACCUUUUCGUAAAUGAUCUGGAAUGAGAAGCAUGUGGCUGAGGUUGCUGAUGACACUAACCCAUUUAGGACGGCUAAAACCAAAAGGAAUUGUGAGGAGCUCCAGCAGGAUCUCACCAAGCCGGGGGAAUGGACAUCAAAAGGACAAAAGCAGUUCAGUGUAAGCAAGUGUCAUGUAAUGCCAUGUUGGGGCAAAAAACUCCAACUUCGAGUAUACACUGAUGGGCUCCGAGCUAGCAGUGACUGAGAAAGGAAGGGAUCUUGGGUGGUAGUCAGCAGCUGGAUGAAAACGUUAGUCCCAUGCGUAGCUGCUCUGAAAAAGGCAAACUCCAUGCUGGGCAUCAUUAGGAACGGAAUAGAAGAUGGAGCCACCAAAAUCGCAUUCCCCUUCUACAGAUCUUUGGUACAGCUGCACUUAGAAUAUUGUGUUCAGUUCUAGUUGCCUUACUUGAACAAGAGCACUAUUCAGUUGGAAAAAGUACAGAGAAGGGAAACGAAGAAGACCAGGCUGCUGCCCUAUGAAGAAUGGCUGGAAGAACUGGGACUGUUUAGCACAGAAAGAAGACGAGUCACAGGAGACAUGACAGAGGUGUUUGAAACAAGGGGAAGGUGGAGAGGGAGACAUUUUGCUCCCUCUCCCAUGACACUCAAGCCCAGGGUCAUUUGAUGAAGCUGUUGAAUGGGCGUUUUAGCACAGACAAAAGGACAGACCUCUUCAUACAGCAUGUAGUUAAACCAUAGAAUUUGCUGCCACAGCAAGUGGUGAUGGCCACCAGUUUGGAUGGCUUUAAAGGGGGGUGGACAGAUGCAUGAGGGAGGAGGCUGUUGGUGGCUACUAGCCUGGCUGGCCAUGUGCUCCCUCCUUCCCCAGAGGUGACAGGCCUGCGUGCACCAGUUGCUUGGGAGCUUGGGCAAGUGGAGGUCUUGCCCCCAUCCUGCUGGAGGGACCCUGUGGGCAGCUGGUUUGCCACCACGUGUAUGGAGUGCUGGACUAGAUGGACCUUGGGUCUGAUCCAGCAGCUUAUGUUAUUGUGUUCUAAGAAUACUGGUAACUGGGCCCGAGAACUUUUACUGGGUGCUUGCAAUUCCUCACUGAUCCUACCUUGGGUCGCGGGUGCUUUAACAUGAUUUCAUCAUCCUCCAAGUCCUCUCCCAAGCGUUCCAAGCAUUUCCACAGCAUUUUUAGAGAAAGUGGUGUAUGCUUGAAAAUGGCAGAAUGAACCCAAAUGAAGAGCCCAUUUAUUUUUGCAAUUCUGCUAACCCACAGUGCCACCUUCUGGUUCCCUGAUGAAACAUAUAGAAAGUCAGGAAAAAAAUGAGCUCCCUCUGCCAUGUGUAAAGGAGCUGAGCUUCAUCCUGCUGAGCCAGAAGGCCUCUGCAGCAGCAGUUUAAUUGCCUCAUGUGGAGGAGUGCAGUCAUGUUCCACCUCCAGGGGCUCCGGCCAUCUUUCCAAUGAUCUUCUUAGCUGAAGAUGCUGAGUCAUGAAUCCAGCACUUUUGCAGGCUGUGUGUGUACUACUUAGCUCUGUCCCCACCCCUUUUAAAGAAUUAUGAUCAUGAUCAUUAUUAUUACUAAUUAAUUUCUAUAAUUAGUCAAAUUGCCAGUAGUCGACGCUGUCUGGGGGGAUCAUAACACCUAAGUCAUCCAUCUGGUUUUCAGCCAGGCCUGACCCUGUUCCGCUCCCAAGAUCAGACAGGAUGAGGCCCUUCCUCCAUGCCUUUAGUCAGAGAUUUACCGUCCUUGUAGAAGUUUUGCAUUAUUUUUUAAACGUCAAGGGGCAGCUUAAGGAAAUACUCUAUUAGUGACAAAAAGCACUUUCAUAUCUUUCAAGAAUGCCUUUGGGCAUAGCCCGCAAGAAGGGUUGCUGUUACAGGAGAAGUGCCCCUAUGCAUGUGAAUGGGUUUGGGGCAAGAGACCAUCCUGGUGGAUUGGGCCCUUCUGCCCACCUUCCAGUUGGUUUUCUCUCCAUUUCUACUCCUGGCCAGUCUGCAGCAGGCUUGUAAACAACCAGUUAUCAUUGACAACAAACGCAUUCCUCCGGGUGAUGGCACAUUUAGAAACAUGGAGACAUAGAAACAGAGCAAGUCAAAAGCGGUCUCCCAGGCCGUCUAGUCUGACCCCCAGCUCCAGCCUGCUCCACUCAUGACAUGCCCACCAUGUGCAUGCCCAGCCUAUCCUUGAACACCCUCACUGAUUUGAACCAGUUGAUGCUUUCCCACCUUCUCUUUUCAUCACACUGAUCAUGCCAUAAAUGGAUUGUGAGCCUUUUUGAAGGCUGAUAAAGCAGCAGCAGCAGCAAAAAUUGUGGCCAUACAGCAGGAAUGUGAGUGCACCAGACAGAAAAGGCACUUCUACAAGGGUCCAACUUCCUCCCAUUUCAAUGAGACAAGCAGGCGGAAGAUGGCCCCCAUUUAUGUCCAACACCUGAAUGCCUGGGUUCUUGGCUAAAAUACUGAUAAAAGGUGGGCUUACCCACAUAGUUUUCAUGCUUCCAAUUUUACACCUAAUCCUUUUUUCAUUAGACAGAGAGAAGCUCUUGUAAAAAUGCAAAAACUGCAGGGGAGGGACCUUUUGCAAUUUUAUCAAUGGUGUCUUAUUUUAGUUCAUUCUUUGACAAUGUGCAUCUCUUAAGAAAGCCAUACAGAAUGGAGUUUUUUUCAUGUUGUUUUUAGGUUCUCUGUAUGGUUUGGAUUUCUGCCUUUUUUGAAUUCCUUCAUAGUAAGGGGUGCUGUGUGAGUAUAUGUGUGUGGGUGUGUUUUCAUAAAUAAAUAUAUAUAUAUUUAUUUUUCAGCGUGUUUAAAACCUGUCUACUAAAAGAACUGAAGCAAACAAAAAGGAUGGAGUUUAAACAUUGCUUAUUUUUUUUGCUGGGGAUAUUCUAUACUAUACCGACUUUAUAUAAUAAACCUGUGUUUGUAUUGGCAAUGUUUAAUAUUUUGGGGGUUGGGUAUGGGGAGAUUUUAGUACCCAGAACUGAGCUGGGCAAUGACAGUGUUUGUACUAAAUUUCUGUCAGUGUAAUUCAGGUAACUAUGAUCCUAUUUUCUAGAUGAUCUCACACUUUCUUGUCUGUCUAGGCAUGCCAGCGGUUUGCCUGCUUGAUUAUAUUUACUUUGUCAUGGGAUUAGCUUAGACAUAACUUGCUAAAAUCAAAGCUCUUUCAAUAAAUUGGGAUAUUGCUGCUAAAA
Molecule: messenger RNA, 9973 nt
Organism: Varanus komodoensis (Komodo dragon)
Lineage: Eukaryota; Metazoa; Chordata; Lepidosauria; Squamata; Varanidae
Gene: ZBTB46
Product: zinc finger and BTB domain containing 46
Exons: 5
Coding region: 254-2038 (594 amino acids)
Biological process (GO): regulation of transcription by RNA polymerase II
Molecular function (GO): RNA polymerase II cis-regulatory region sequence-specific DNA binding; DNA-binding transcription factor activity, RNA polymerase II-specific; protein binding
Source: RefSeq, a predicted model, not a curated record